AUGUUCAGGAAGCUGGUAUUGUUCAUCGGGAAAAGAGGUGAUGACGAUAUUGAACGAAAUUCGGAUAAUUAUAUCGACGAUUCUUUUCUGAACACACGGGAAGGAGCAACAGAUGGAAUGAAUAUCACUGAUUCAGCAAACAGCAGAUCUCGUUCGAACUUUUGGGUGGACGAUACGGGCUCACUGUUUUAUUGGUGGACAAUGAUUGUCUCGUUAGCUUGCCUUUAUAAUCUCAUUAUGAUCGUCAUUAUGGUAUUUGAAGCAAUGCAUGAAUUACAUUACAUUGAAUGGUUUAUUGGCAAUGGCAUUACUGACUUUGUCGAUAUUAUCGACAUAUUUAUCCAGUCAAGAAGAUCAUUUCUCGAGAACGGUGUUCGAAUCACAAAUCGAACUGCAACGCUGAGAAAUUAUCGCAAAAGACUCAUAUUCCUUGCCGACUUCAUCGCCAUUUUACCGACUGAUCUCAUAUUACUGAUUCGAAAUGAUCUGACAAUAGUGCGGGUGAAUCGUCUCUUGAAGGUGCACCGCAUUUUCGAAUUCGUCGAUCUCACACAAAUUCGUACAACAUUUCCCAGUGUAUUCCGCGUCUUUAAAUUAGCAAUUACUUGCUUCAUUCUAUUUCACUGGAACGGAUGCCUGUAUUUUCUGUUAAGUAUCUAUUACGAUUACCAUUCCGCCCAAAUCGAGGACUGGAUAUUUUCGUAUGAUAAAAUCGUCGACCCAAUACUCACAACUUGUGCGUCAUAUCAACAAGACAGUAACUGCAGUUUCAAUGAAACGAACAGGAAUGCGAUUAAUCGUGACGAAUAUUUGAAUGAUUUGAUACACUAUUGGCAGAACAGAGAAGUACCAUCACAGUUACAAACGAGAAUCAUUGACUGGUUUGCUUAUACAUGGGCUGAGGGACAAGCUAAGGUCGACGAAAAGGCAAUCGCGAAAUUUAUACCUGGGAAAUUAUACAGGCAAAUGGCUGUCUUUAUUCAUAUGGAAAAUCUGCGAAGGAUUAAAUUGUUCGAGGAUUGCGAUCCAGGUCUUUUACAUGAACUCAUUUUGAUGCUUCAACUUCGAGUGUAUAACCCCGGUGAUUAUGUUUGCAAGAAAGGCGAUAUUGGGAAGGGUUUGCAAAAUCCUGACCAUUUUCUCAGUCCCGGGUCGGAUUUUGAUCCCGAAUCGUUUUUCUAUCUCGCAGCGAUCCCGGGGUUGGGAAGCAACAAAAAUGGGAAUCGUCGUACAGCAGCCAUUCGAUCAGUUGGUUUCUCUGAUCUAUACGUUUUAAGUAAAGAAGGCUUAUGGGAAGCGCUUGAGGAAUAUCCAGAGGCAAAGCUGUCGUUAUUUGAGAAAGGCAGGAAACUACUCGAAAAAGAUAAUCUCCUGGUUGACAUGGAUGAAGAUGAUCAAUUUGACAGCCACGCUAACCUUGAAGACCGAUUACUAAUGAUGAUUAAAGGCGUUCAAACAAUUGAUGAUCAACUGAGCGCAUUCUACGAAGAUUUCAUAGUGAGUAUUGUAUGA
Messenger RNA from Anisakis simplex (herring worm), 1512 nucleotides. Lineage: Eukaryota; Metazoa; Nematoda; Chromadorea; Rhabditida; Anisakidae. The record is from the annotation of a GenBank genome assembly.